Thlaspi arvense is the source of this 2951-nucleotide messenger RNA. Lineage: Eukaryota; Viridiplantae; Streptophyta; Magnoliopsida; Brassicales; Brassicaceae. The record is from the annotation of a GenBank genome assembly.
GCCCUUGGGGUUCAAGUAUUACAUCUGAUGUGGAUUCGUCCACGUGGUUAUGACGGGAUAGACAUGGGACCCAUAUAUGAUCCAACGGCGUAGAGCACUCGUACAGGUCUAAGUAAAUAUCUUUAUUUCUUUUUGUCUUCAAAAGAGAGAAAAAGAAAUAAAAAGAUUCUUAAAACCCUUUCUCACGAUUUAUUUGCCGCAUCCCUAAAACCUCUCAAAUUUCUCCGGCGAGUUUUCUUGGUCACUUUCGCCGGUAAAAAGAGUUCUUCAUCUUCAGAUUUCUCCCUCUGACCUGGAAUUCUGGUAAUCUAUUGAGGACUCUUCUCUUCUGGGAGAUGUCCAGGUGAUUCCUCUUUCGACAACAGUGAUAUUAAGGAAAUGGCGUCAAGAGCGAUCAUUAGGAGGAAGAGUAUCAUUUCGGAUUACCUGAGUGUCUAUGCUCGUUCAGCCCAGAGCUUUCAGUCCAUUGGAAAUUCCGCUCAGGCGGUUGAUUCACAUGCUUAUCACUCUCUCAUCAACCAUCCUCCCGUGGAAUCUCACCGUGUAGCCGAACACAAGUCCUUUUCAGGAAGAUAUGGUCUUCUAUUGCCUUCUAGAAACGGAUACUUCGAUCGUAGAUUCCAUGGUUCUGACUUCUCCGGCACCGGUUUUGGAAGUUCGGAAAUGUUUCCUUCUCUGGGGAUGAGAUUCAUGAGCAUGUCCGUUCGUAAUGCUACUACAGCUGCAGCUAAGAAACCGGAUGAAGAGGAUAAGAAAGAUGAUGGGGUUGCUAAAAGUAGGAAAGAGGCAUCUCCUGAGGAGUGUGAUCAAGCUGUUGAAAGUCUGAGCAGUUUAAAAGCACAGGCGAAAGCUAAACGUCUUCAAGAUUCCAAAAAGGUUGCUCGAUCGAUAGUGCAGAGGACGUGGGCCUUUGUUCUUGGGAUAGGUCCUGCUUUAAGAGCCGUUGCCUCGAUGAGCAGGGCGGAUUGGGCAGUGAAGCUCACUCACUGGAAACACGAGUUUGUAUCAACACUGAAACAUUAUUGGCUGGGGACGAAGCUACUCUGGGCAGACACUAGAAUCAGUUCAAGAUUGCUGCUCAAGCUGGCUGGUGGAAAGAGUCUCUCGAGAAGAGAAAGGCAACAGCUUACUCGAACAACAGCUGAUAUCUUUAGAUUAGUGCCAUUUGCAGUGUUCAUCCUUGUGCCGUUUAUGGAGUUUCUGCUGCCAGUUUUCUUGAAGCUCUUCCCUAAUAUGUUACCGUCAACUUUCCAGGACAAGAUGAAAGAAGAGGAAGCAUUGAAAAGGAAAUUACUUGCAAGGAUAGAAUACGCUAAGUUUCUUCAGGAAACCGCCAAAGAGAUGGCUAGGGAAGUUAAACAUUCAAGAACUGGAGAAGUAAAGAAAACCGCUGAAAAUCUGGAUGAUUUUCUGGACAAGGUUCGAAAAGGUCAAAUAGUCCAAAAUGAUGAACUUUUGGGAUUUGCAAAGCUUUUCAACGAUGAGCUUACUUUGGAUAACAUUAGCAGGCCUCGCUUGGUUAGCAUGUGCAAGUAUAUGGGUAUUAGCCCAUUUGGAACAGAUGCUUAUCUGCGAUAUAUGCUCAGAAAAAGACUGAGGAGCAUAAAGGAAGAUGAUAAACUGAUUAGAGCUGAGGGCGUGGAUUCCCUUUCAGAGGCUGAGCUACGCGAAGAUUGCAGGGAACGGGGAAUGCUGGGGGUGGUUUCAGUUGAAGAGAUGAGGCAACAGCUUCGCGAUUGGAUGGACUUGUCACUUAAUCAUUCUGUCCCCUCGUCGUUAUUGAUCCUUUCUAGGGCAUUCACGGUUGCUGGAAGAGUUAAAGCAGAGGAUGCUGUUCUAGCUACUCUUUCUUCUCUUCCCGACGAGGUUGUGGAUACUGUUGUUAUUACUUCUCUGCCAUCUGAAGACCCUGUUUCUGAGCGAAGAAGGAAAUUAGAGUACCUUGAGAUGCAAGAAGAACUGAUCAAGGAAGAAGAAGAGAAAGAAGAAGAAGAGCUUACAAGGAUUAAGGAUGUUAAAGGAGGUGAAGAGGAUAAGGCGCUGCAAGAGAUGACCAUACCAACGGCCAGAGAAGCACAAGAGCAGGCCAGAGCUAGAGUUCUUGAACAGCAAGAUGAUCUUUGCAAACUUAGCCGUGCACUGGGCGUUUUAGCUUCCGCUUCGUCGGUGUGUAGAGAGCGCGAAGAAUUCCUGAGAUUGGUCAAGAAAGAGAUGGAGUUCUAUAACACAAUGGUCGAGAGAGAAGAUAUAGAUGGUGAGAAAGCUGCAAUGAAGGCAUACAAAGCAGCUAGAGUAGAUAGUGACCAAGGUGAUGAUGUUGCUGAAGCAGACGAGGUUUCCUCUGCGCUAAUGGAAAAGGUUGAUGGUCUGAUACAAAACCUCGAGAAGGAGAUUGAUGAUGUGGAUAUCAAAAUCGGCAAAGGCUGGCAGCUUCUUGACAGGGAUCGAGAUGGAAAGGUCACACCUGAUGAAGUUGCAGCUGCUGCGAUGUACCUGAAGGACACACUUGCUAAUGAAGGCCUUCAACAGCUAAUCAGUAGUCUCUCAAAAGAUAAAGAGGGAAGAAUUAUGGUGGAAGACAUUGUAAGGUUAGGGAGGUUGGGAAGUAAGCCGGAAGAACAGGCAACAGAAGAAGAAUCAAAUUAAAAGGAUUAGCUUUUUUUUCGAGAGAAAGUCUGUUUCAGGUUUUGCUGCUUAGACAUUGGCAGUUAGAUAAUAGAAGAGUCAAACAUUGACUUAUAACUUUUGCUACUUAUGUGAAAAGACAUUAAAACAAAAACAAACUAUGGUUGUCUUAGACCAUCAGCAUUCGCAGUCUCUUAGUCUCUCAUAAUAUAAUAUUAAUAAAUUUAGAAAAAAGAGGAGAGAGGAAAGAGAAAGUCUCUCGUAUGAGAAUCGUUCACCAAUGUAGAUGCUUUUUUUUUUAAUUGGAACAUUUGAUAUUUUAUGAA